This is a messenger RNA of Spirometra erinaceieuropaei, 3124 nucleotides long. NCBI's taxonomy places the organism in Eukaryota, Metazoa, Platyhelminthes, Cestoda, Diphyllobothriidea, Diphyllobothriidae. The record is from the annotation of a GenBank genome assembly.
AUGACCCAACUUCUUGGAGGAAUUCGCUACUUCGACUUGCGAAUAACUACCCGACCCGCAUCAAACAAGCCACUGACACAGGUGUCGGACAAAUUCUUUUUGACUCAUGCCCAGUACGCAAAAUCUGUUGUCGCCGAAUUUUUGGAGAUACGAUCCUUCCUUCAAAACCAUUCCAGAGAAGUGGUGAUUAUUGACUGUCAUCACUUCUACGGGUUGUCGGAUCAGUUGAUUGGAGAGUUUGAACAAGUAAUUGAAGAGGUAUGUUCAUAUAGAACCAUGUUUCCCCUCAUUCUGAUGAAAAGCUCGCUCUAAUUUAUUUCGCUACUCGGUAGAAAGUAGAUUUCUGAUGAGGUCAAAGAUACAAUGUGUAUGGACGUCAAGUGAAAUGAAAAUUAAGAAGAAAUCAAUAACGCCACCUGGGAACACGGAACGCAUCUGUCGGCUUUUUACUGAGUUAGGGUGGUGUACAUUCCACGCGACCAUUCGGACACUGUGAAUCAUGUGUCCCCGACAGCGUGAACUAGUUUAUAGCGAUAAUAGACUUACGCUGCAUCUGCCGCACUUCCACCUUCCCUGCAUUCCUGGCGUUUUAAUUAACUGCUCAUGUUAUUCUUAAUCGUCCUUGUGGUGUUGGACUUCGAUAUCACAAAGUCCUACAGUAACCUAUGAACAGUUCUUGUUAAACUACGAUUUAAUUGUGCAAUUAUUUAACUUACUAACAACACAGACACGCCUGUUUCGCCGAUCAUGUACCGCUGCCUGACGCAUCUGCCAGAAAUUCGCCUCGUCAGUGGAUCGCGCAGCCUUUCCUGUGUGUUUUCUGGUAUAUGAAUUCCAGUCUCAACUUGUCUUGUUUAAUUUUUGAGGAAAUUAACGCGCGAACUUGGAGUAAAUCCUUCAGAACAGACCUUCUCAGGCACGGUCCGAAAUUUGAUAUGCAUAUUGCGGAAUAACCGCGUAAUAUUCACAAGCCGCUAAUAGGCACCCAGUAGUAUAUAGUUGUGUAAUUAUUUACCGUACUAACAACAGUCGGAGUGGAUUCAGAUAAACAAAAGACCUCAGUCAAGCGAUUCUUCGCCUAAUGAUUAGGGAGUGCUAUUGUCUACUUUUGGGGCUCAUCUGCACACACUCAGUGAUUCUUUUUCUAUUUGAUCUCCCGCGAUGAAAGAAAUCAUAUGUUUGUUUUUGACGAAGUCAUCAAGGAGGCUACCGCCAGACAGAGCGUAUUAACAAGCAAAUUUUGAUCGUUGCCUGCCGGGAGUUUUGUCCGGUGUUCGUCUUCCUGGUUGAACUUCAGGGCCAAAUUCAGAAAACUAAUUUCAAGCUGGUUUUGGGAUACGGCAGUCCCGUCGGGCAACUAUGUUUUUUUUUCGACUGCAUAUAAAUAUUAUAUUCGACACAAACAACCUAGUGUUGGCCACACAGGGUACAACGGGAACGCCCUACAACGUAGUUGCGAAAUAAAGCACCGAUAUAACACCAAGUGUUCGGACACGCAAGCCCUAGUAAAUUUUGCUCUAUUCUGGAGUGAUGGGUUACCACAAGGUGUAAAGUGUGCAUUUCCGUUUUAAUAGAAAGAUGGGGGCUGCAAUUAAUCCGCCCUAAAUGGCCGUUUGGACAUCCUAAGAGAGACCGGUGAUACAACAGGUAUUAAACCUGCUUAGCAGAUUACUUCACACUUUACCAGAAAUCAGUAUCUUAAUGACUCCUUUAAUUGGCUCAAUCUCGAGUGACACAUCACUGCAGAUAAGGCGGCUACGGGUAUGUCGACUUCCGGUAUUUUCCCACUCCUCUCCCAAAGCCCAGGUGCCAACGGAAGUCCCAGGUUUGCGUUCCAUUGCGUCGUUACGACUGUGACAGUAAAUGCGACAACGUAGAACUAACUUCCACUUGGCCGUGUUGACUCCAGGAUUCUGACCUAACCAAACACAAGUUGGGUUGCUGAUCAGCGCAGAACGACGCACAGAAUCUCCUCAUUCGCUGUGCCUCCUCACUUUAACGAAGGGCAUGCCUCUUGUUUAGAAAGCGACUUUACACCCGGGCACUUGCCAGACAGAAGUGUCUAACAUUCAACAUCUGUGUUUAUGGAUGACUGAAAUGAUCCAGGACACCUAUAUGAUAUUAAAAUUGUACACAUAGGGAAUAUUUUAUCCCGACUGAAUCGCUACUUAUCAUUUGAAACUGAUCAGGGACUUUCGCUUGUUUGUCAAUGUUCUCGAUUUUACCCAGUCAAAAGUCGACUUUCAUAUUGCAAAUAGAAACCCAUUUUAAUGGCACUGAUCCAUUCUGCUAGGACUACUUCUCCCUCUCUAUUAGGUUGGGACUAGCUUCAGUUUCUGUCACAUUUUUAGUUGUUUUUAAAAAUCGGGAAUUGAAAUAAGAUAGUGCGUCCGUCAUUAAGAAUUGUACUUGUGGAUAUUCAAAACCAAACUUACGCCUACCAUGCGGGAAGUCGACCGAAAUUUUGUUUAAGAUAUGCUUUCAAAAUAUUUUUUGAACUCAGUUUUUUCAAAGUUUGCCAAUUGACACGUUUUAAUAUCCCCAUAGAUCUUUGGAGAUAUGCUUAUACCGAGUCAGUCGGUAGUACCAUCCCUGGCUGAGAUAUGGGAGCGAAAACAACAGGUUUUGGUAAUUAUACAACGCUGGACGUUUCCCAGGAGCCACCGUCUUUGGUCUGGUUGGCGUAUUCUGCAGCCAUGGCCAAAGACUGCUGAUCCGCAGAAGCUGGCAGAAUUCCUCGCAUCGUCCCCUGAGUGAGAUUUUCCUUAUUUGAAGCAACUGUCGUUUUCUGUUAGAGUAUAGCCCAUACUUACGAGAUGGAUUUAUCAAAUAUGCCUCAUAUAUAUUCUCCCUCUUGUAUUGCAGCAAAGAUGCACGUGGAGAAGACCGAUUUUACGUCCACCAGGGCAUUUUGAACACGAAUGCGCGGCAUUUUCUGUCAAAUCUUGGCACUGGUUUAAAACAACUUUCUAAAAAGGCCAACACAGUGGUCGAUAAAUGGCUCACAUACCCUCCAAAAGUCCCUGGCCCCAAUGGUGUCAACAUUGUCAUAACUGACUUUUCUAUUAGUCGUUUUCCCCACUUUGCUUCCAAAGUUAUCGCCAUUAAUUGGGCGCAGCCAUAA